UAAAACAAAUAAGGUGUCUAUGACUUCGUCACAUGACCCUAUUAUUUUGUCCCCGUGAUCAAGUUGAGAAAAUUCAAAAAUAAUUACGCGCAAUGGCCAAAGUGGAAAUUGACAUUGAUAUGCAUGACCAUUCUCUCGAAAACAGUGGAGACGGUGAACUUAUGGGCAUGGUAGACGAGGGAUCUUUCGGGAGUGCUGAGGAUCGGUCUCAAUUAGUGGCUCAGUCAUUAUUCGAGUCCAACGUGGACACCACUACAUAUAACUUCAGAGAUUUGUCUGGCGGUGUAACAUACAAGUUAGUCCAAAUGACAUCUGGCGAGGAGUCCACCAAUAACAUAGCAGCCCACUCACCAACACAUGUCCUUCCAGAUGGCGAAUUUUUUGUAAUAAGCAACCCAGUGGAGGUGUUCGGGACUGGCACAGCACAAAAGAAAACUAUCCGCACGGAACGGCUGCAGGCAAAAGCAGUUACUGCUAAAAAACGAGACGACAAAAGGCGAGCGACACACAACGAGGUAGAGAGGCGCCGGAGAGACAAAAUCAACACUUGGAUCACGAAGCUGGCUGCCCUGGUGCCCAACUCGGGCCUGCCCGACACAGCAAGCAAGGGCGGCAUACUGGCCAAGGCUUGUGACCACAUCACAGAACUUACGGAGAAACAGAAGAGAUUAGAAAAGAUAGAAGUAGACAACGAAAAGCUGGUACUAGAAAUAUUAAGGCUCAACCAAGAGCUAACCGAGCUCCGGAAAGAAAAUGUGACGAUGCGGAACCAACUGGCCGACAACUGCGUGGUGCCGCGGCCGAAGGCGCAGAAGCCUUAGCUGGAGCCCUAACCUGUGCUGGUUUAGAACUGAACAUAGGACCUCGAUAUCCGCAUGAAGCG
Cydia amplana is the source of this 883-nucleotide messenger RNA. It is a transcript of the gene Usf, whose product is annotated as upstream stimulatory factor 2. The record is from RefSeq and is a predicted model, not a curated record. Gene Ontology annotation, biological process: regulation of transcription by RNA polymerase II. The coding region runs from base 93 to 821 and encodes 242 amino acids. The transcript is spliced from 7 exons. Gene Ontology annotation, molecular function: protein dimerization activity; RNA polymerase II cis-regulatory region sequence-specific DNA binding; DNA-binding transcription factor activity, RNA polymerase II-specific. NCBI's taxonomy places the organism in Eukaryota, Metazoa, Arthropoda, Insecta, Lepidoptera, Tortricidae.